Molecule: messenger RNA, 135 nt
Organism: Chondrus crispus (carragheen)
Lineage: Eukaryota; Rhodophyta; Florideophyceae; Gigartinales; Gigartinaceae
Exons: 1
Coding region: 1-135 (44 amino acids)
Source: RefSeq, a predicted model, not a curated record
AUGUUCUUUCAAUCAGAACGAGAGCUAAACAAGUACAAUAGUGAUCUAGCAGGGCCUUUUUGGCGUAUCGGACUUUUGAAAAAAAAAAAAAAAAAAACGCUAAAGAAACCGGCUCGUGUUGGUACACGUGCAUGA